AAAGGAAGGCUCUUUGAUACGUUUGACAGCUUUUGCGAUGCGAUGGAUGAGUUCCACAGUCAUAUUGAAAAACAAGAGUACGAAGAAGAGCUCGAGAAGAAAGAUGCGACAAUGAAAAAGAAGAUUCAAGCAGUGAUAGAUGGCCACGAAAAGAGGUACAAAGGACUUUUAGAGAAGGCGGAAGAGAUGGUGGUGAAGGCCAAAGUCGUCGAGAGCCACAUCAUUAUAGUCGACCAACUUAUUAAAGAGAUCAACGUCUUUUUGAGUGAGAAAAUGCAGUGGGAAAGAGUCGAGGAGAUCAUUCAGAGUGCCAAAGAAAACGACCCAACAAGUGUCGCUCAAUACAUCAAGAAAUUUGACUUUGCUAAUGACGUUGUUGUUCUUUCAUUAGAAAAUGCAAACAACCAAAAAAUUGAUGUCGACGUCCUUCUGACGAAAAACGGGUUUGAGAAUGUCAGAAAUUUCUAUGAAAUGCGGAGAGUUGUGUUGGCCAAAGCGGACAAGACUUUAGAAAGUCGAGAGACGGCCAUUCAGCAAGCAACGCAGAAGCAAGAGCGUGUUGCGAAGACAAAGCAAAUUGAUUUGGCUGAUUUAAAGAAGAUGAGACGACGGUUUUGGUUUGAGAAGUUCCAUUGGUUCAUUUCUUCCGAGAAUUUUGUGAUCAUUUCGGGUAAAGACGCUUUACAGAAUGAUGUGAUGUACCGGCGAUACAUGAAGAACACAGAUAUCUACGUCCAUGCGGAUAUCCAUGGUGCUGCGUCUUGUCUGAUUAAAGGAGUGAAAGGGAAAGUGAUAGGUGCUGCGACCUUAGAACAAGCAGGGAAAGUAGCUGUCUGUCGUUCAUCUGCGUGGACGAAUAAGAUAGUGACGAGUGCCUAUUGGGUGUAUAGUGAUCAAGUUAGUAAGACGGCGCCAUCUGGUGAGUAUCUAGUGACUGGAUCUUUCAUGAUAAGAGGAAAGAAGAACUAUUUACCACCGGCGCCAUUAGUCUUUGGACUUGGUAUUGUGUUUGCUGUAGAAAAGACGGAGAAGGAGGAGACUGAAUUCAAAGAAGACAAUUUGCAAAUACUUGGCGAGACGGAAGGGAAAGUUGCGAAGGGAGAAAUGAAGGAAGGCGAGAAGAAAGAAGAAAAAGCAGAAAUAGCAGAAAGCGUCUUGGAAAGAUCAGCGAAAUAUAACGAACAAAUUGAAGAGAAAGCCACACAAGGGAUUGAUGCGAAAGCCACCGACGAUAAGAGCGACACGACGAAAGUCACGAUCGACGAUAUUCAAUUCAAAAAGGUCGAAUAUGCAAAUAAAGACGAGGAAGAACAAGCCCGUCGUCUCGCACACAAAGAAGAAAUGAAGAAGCAACAAGCACGACUGAUGUACGAGAAACAAAAGAAGAGCGAAGAAGACGCCAAACGCCAAGAAAAAGAGGCGAAUAAAUCGGCCAACAAAAAGACUCGGGGACAACUCCGUAAAGAGAAAAAGUUGAAGAAGUAUGUUGAACAAGACGAAGAGGAUCGACUUCGAAUGGCUGAGAGGAUAGGACAUAAAUUUGAAGAAGAGAAAAAGCCCGUUGCUGUUGUCGUAGAGGAAGAAAAGACUGUGAAAGAGUUGAUGUGUCAUUACUGUGGGUCUAAAGAGCAUAUUGCUCGCGACUGCCCAAAGCGUUUAGCGGAAGUGAAUAAGAAGAAACAAGAUGAUGAGAAAGCAAAAGCCGAGAAAGUCGAAAAGAAUGCAAAAGAUGAAGUAGAUGAUGAUGAAGAGGAGGAACAAGGUGUCGAUGAUGUCGUUUUUGUUGGCGAAUUGAAAGAAGGGAUGAAUGUGAGAUACGCCGCACCCAUAUGUGGGCCAUAUGAAUGUGUAACGAAGUAUAAGUAUCACCUGAAGAUCACCCCAGGCAAAUUGAAAGCUGGAAAGGCUGUGAAGAGUGUAAUGUCAAUGUGGGGAACUUGGAAAGAUAUGACUCAACUUGAAAAGGCACUUAUUGGUGGGAUUACAACGGACGAAUACACUGGUGUACUAAUGGGGGAUGUUACUAUUCACCCACCAACGGGUAAAGUGAAAACAAAGAAGUGGACGGGCGGCAGUGGCAAAGCAAAGAAGGAGAAAAAAGUAAAGAAUUGA
Messenger RNA from Entamoeba invadens IP1, 2112 nucleotides. RefSeq names its product zinc knuckle domain containing protein. Gene Ontology annotation, biological process: ribosome-associated ubiquitin-dependent protein catabolic process; rescue of stalled cytosolic ribosome. The annotation marks the transcript as partial. Gene Ontology annotation, molecular function: tRNA binding; zinc ion binding; ribosomal large subunit binding. The transcript has 2 exons. Gene Ontology annotation, cellular component: RQC complex. The record is from RefSeq and is a predicted model, not a curated record. NCBI's taxonomy places the organism in Eukaryota, Evosea, Mastigamoebida, Endamoebidae.